Molecule: messenger RNA, 765 nt
Organism: Scutellospora calospora
Lineage: Eukaryota; Fungi; Glomeromycota; Glomeromycetes; Diversisporales; Gigasporaceae
Source: the annotation of a GenBank genome assembly
AUGAAUCAUUAUGAUGUUCAGUUAAAAAAAGGAGAAAUUUAUGAAUAUAGGAUUCUUAAAUUACUUAGAUCAAAUGGUAUUAAAUGUUAUGCUCGUCGCUUAUAUUAUGAAAUCAAUAAUAAUAAAAAAUUUAUCGGUGAUGGUGGAAUAGAUUUAACUGGAAAUUAUAAUGAAGUAUUUUUUGCUAUUCAAGCAAAGUAUAGAAAGAAUCGUUAUGAUGAACAAGCUGAAGAUAUUGAAAAAUUUGAUAAAGCUUUAGAAUCACAACCUAGAGAAGUAGUAGGAUUUUUUGUAACAACUAUUGAUUUUUCAGUCGAAUCUAAAGAAGCAGCAUUAAAUUCUAAAAGAAAGAUAUUUUUAUGUAAUACAGACAAUAUCGUUAGUAAAAUUAAAAGUUUAUCAUUGGUAAAAGAAAAAGUAUAUAAAAAAAAUAUAAUACUAGAUGAUAAAGAACAAUCAUUAAAACCUUCAGCUAUUGAAAAACGAAUAGAUAAAUGGGAAAAUAAUGGAUGGCGUGGACAAAAUAAUCAAGAACUUAAAGCACCAAGAAAAUUAUUACAUUUAAGAGCUAAAAAACAAAAUUACGAUUCUACAUAUGUUGGAGAAAAUAUAGCAUGGAAUUAUGAAAAUGAACAUGAUGUAGUUAAAGGAUGGAUGGGUUCUAAAGGUCAUCGUGAAAAUAUAUUAAAUAAAAAUUAUAAACAUAUGGGUAUAGCUUAUUCUAAAAAAUAUUGGACGCAAGUUUUUGGUAAGGAACUUGUAUAA